AUGGGUCUUUGUCAAUCCCAUGAAGAUGAUGUCAUCGAUGCAGAUGAUGGUUUUGAAGGACUUCAAUCGAGCUCAGAGAUUGCGCGAAGGCUUAGGCACGUCUUGGACUUGGCCCAUCGGGUGUUGGACGAAGAUUCCUUGCCCUUUAUCGAUCUGAUUCGAGUGGUGCGGCGGAUUAGUCGCGUUUCCAAGGCCAUGCGAUUGGCAAAUCCUGAAGUCAUCACCCAGGAGUGCCUCCAAGAUGGCUGUAAGCCCUUGAGCAGCGCUGAGGAAGCGAGGCAGUUGGCAAGCUAUGUCUACCAUGCGCAGUUGGUCUAUGAAAGUGAUACGGAUGUGGUACGGCACCGGUUGACGACUUGUGGGAUGAUGCUCAUCCAGCACAACAAGGAGAACAACACGGGCCGCGUGGCCAACUAUUUUGCCAUCGAUCCCAGGCGGGCGCCGCGCGUCGCGCAACGCGGCCCAGGGUGCUGA
Messenger RNA from Cladocopium goreaui, 474 nucleotides. Lineage: Eukaryota; Dinophyceae; Suessiales; Symbiodiniaceae. The record is from the annotation of a GenBank genome assembly.